AAUUUAAGAAUCACGUGUCAGCUUGAUAGAAGUGGCGGCCAUUAAUAGAAUCCAAUGAUGACAUUUAAAGCUUCCAACUACUUAAAACAUUUUUGUCGUUCUCGAUUAUGUCGAGAACCAACGGCCUUUGGUUUCGGACGCUUAUUAGGGUUUGUGGUUGUCAGCCAUUGGAGUCACUCCAGCAUUUCAUCGUCUCAGUCUCGUUUGUUUUCAGUUUCUUCAUCCCAUACAUUAAUGGAGGUUCUCCAAGCAGCCACGAAGCAUGGAUCCCCAAUGGGUAAAAGUAUUGCUGUAAGAGUUGAAGAAAAGAGUUACAGUUAUGUUCAACUCAUUUCUUCUGCGUGCAAGAUAUCCAACUUAUUAAAAUCUGUGGCCUCCAAAGAAACAUUUGAAGUGGUUAAACAUCAGACCUCUGUAAAAGGGGUUCAAGGAACAGAAGGGCUUGGUGGAGCUCGGAUAGGAAUUUUGGCUAAACCUUCUGCAGAAUUUGUUGCUGGGGUGCUUGGGACUUGGCUUAGUGGAGGAGUUGCUGUUCCACUUGCGCUCAGCUACCCAGAAGCUGAGCUCUUCCAUGUGAUGAAUGAUUCGGGUGUCUCCAUGCUUCUAAGCACUGAAGAUCAUCAAGAACUUAUGGGAAAUGUUGCUGCAAAAUGUGCUGCCAAAUUUUCACUAAUACCCCCAGUUUCACCAAUUGGAGAAGUAGAAACAGAGAAAAAUAUAUUGGACGAAAUUGAAAACUCAAAAUUGGCAGAAGGAGAGGAUCCAGCAUUGAUUGUGUACACUAGUGGAACAACGGGUAAACCCAAAGGUGUUGUUCACACGCACAAAAGCAUCUAUUCUCAGGUCCAAAUCUUGACAGAGGCAUGGGAAUAUACAUCUGCUGAUCAAUUUCUGCAUUGUCUACCCUUACACCAUGUUCAUGGACUUUUUAAUGCUUUGCUUGCUCCUCUCUAUGCUGGUGCUGUGGUCGAGUUCAUGCCAAAAUUUAGUGUGAGAGGAAUCUGGCAGAGGUGGCGUGAAUCAUAUCCAAAAGAUGGAAGUAAGGUUGAUGAUGCUAUCACUGUAUUCACAGGAGUUCCAACAAUGUACACUCGAUUGUUACAAGGGUAUGAAGCAAUGGAUUCAGAAUUGAAGACUACUUCUGCCUCAGCUGCAAGCCAGUUGCGCCUUAUGAUGUGUGGUUCCUCUGCACUUCCCUAUCCUAUUAUGCAACAAUGGGAAAGCAUAACAGGUCAUCGUCUUUUAGAGCGCUAUGGCAUGACUGAGUUUGUAAUGGCGCUUUCUAAUCCCUUAAGAGAUAUGCGGAAAGGUGGCACAGUUGGCAAACCACUUCCUGGCGUAGAGGUUAAAAUUCUUGCAGAAGAUGGGAGUGCAGCUAAUACAACAAUGAUAGGUGAGCUUUGCGUUAGAAGUCCUUCACUGUUCCAGGAAUAUUGGAAACUACCUAAGGUUACAAAAGAAUCGUUUAUUGAUGGUGGGUUCUUCAAGACUGGAGAUACAGUUACAGUGGAUGAGGAUGGGUACUACAUUAUUUUGGGACGUACAAAUGCUGACAUUAUGAAGGUUGGUGGAUACAAGUUGUCUGCUUUAGAAAUUGAAGCUGUGCUUUUAGAGCAUCCAUGUGUGUCAGAAUGUUGUGUGCUGAGCUUACCUGACAAAGAUUACGGGGAAGCAGUGUGUGCAAUAAUAGUACCAAUGGCAGAUGCAAAGAGAAGAGAGGAGGAAGAGUUUAAGCCUGCUAUUACCUUGGAAGAUCUUUGCACGUGUGCCAAGGAGAAACUUGCACCUUACAAGAUGCCAACAAGAUUAUUCUUGUGGGAAUCACUUCCACGUAAUGCCAUGGGGAAGGUUAACAAGAAAGAGCUGAAGAAAUUGCUGGAAUGCUGAAAUGCUUUUUGGUACCAGUGACCUGGCUGGGUUUGAAGUAAACUUGAUCAACUAAGUACAGAAAUAAAUAAACCAAAAAAUAAUAAUAAAAUUUCAAGGAUGGGAGUCAACAACCCUUC
This is a messenger RNA of Telopea speciosissima, 2006 nucleotides long. Its product is annotated as probable CoA ligase CCL8. The record is from RefSeq and is a predicted model, not a curated record. Gene Ontology annotation, molecular function: medium-chain fatty acid-CoA ligase activity. The transcript has 17 exons. Gene Ontology annotation, biological process: fatty acid metabolic process. Bases 55 to 1887 code for a protein of 610 amino acids. Lineage: Eukaryota; Viridiplantae; Streptophyta; Magnoliopsida; Proteales; Proteaceae.